This is a messenger RNA of Fomitopsis serialis, 1731 nucleotides long. RefSeq lists its product as uncharacterized. Lineage: Eukaryota; Fungi; Basidiomycota; Agaricomycetes; Polyporales; Fomitopsidaceae. The transcript has 7 exons. Bases 1 to 1542 code for a protein of 513 amino acids. The record is from RefSeq and is a predicted model, not a curated record.
AUGAACUACAGCAUGAAUUGGUGCUAUGAUUAUCGUGCAUGCUACUUCUCAGAUGAUGAAGACUUGUCGGACUCGGAUAUCAGACAAGAAUCAGACCGCUCCCUUCUCUCGGAGCUCGACCUCUCAAGCAGGUUGGAUGCUGCACAACAUCGUACCAAUCCGUGGACGAUUGCCAAGAUCAAUGCCUCGACACGAAACGUCCGAGUCGCUAAUGUUGCCCACCCGCAAGCAAUUCGUGCGAAGCACACUCCCAACCAGGCUGGAGUGUCCAGGCCUGAGCAGUCAAAAUCACGAAAUUGCGGGCUGCAAUCGAUCCAAAUAUCCGAAGGUGAGGGAAAAUCCUCUUCUGAUUCAGGCCGAAACGAGCUUGCUCUAGCCGGCAAUAGUGACGAGCGGCCCGUUCCAACCUUCAACGCCAAGUCUUCCUGGCUAGCUAUCUCAAGUCAGGGCAUUAAGGCCGCGCAUACACAGCACCAGCCUCCGUUCGCACCGGUCAAAACUCGUCAGAGAGAUAUUCCCGAGGAUGGAGAUUGUCGGAACAUAACACCAUCUGCGAGCAGUAAGCCCAUGCAUCGGGGCAUGCUUGCCGAUGCGAAAUCACCAACACAUUCGUAUGUGCUCUCGGGAGUACAGGGCUGCGUGCAGGAAGCACUGGCAGUGCAGCCCGGCAAGGAACAGGUAUCUCCCGGGCCUCAGUCGCACCCUCCAGUCCUUCCACCUCCAAGCCUCCCUUCGAAUCCUGAGACCGCAACGUUCGCUAGGACCCGCAUACAGCCAAACAAAACUUCGCCUGGUCUCAGGCAAUCCACCAAGCGUGACGCAUACAGUGCAUUCCCGAUCUCGCCAGAUGCAACCUGGUGCACACUCCCCUCGACUCAACCAAAACGAACUUCCCAGACAUUCAAGGCACGCACAGCGACUUCAAAGAGGUUCACUCUGCCACUCCUGACGGCGGAUGGCGGAAGAUCGCAAUCCACAGGCAGGAAGCGGACCGUCUACUGUCCGCCGCCUCGGGCAACGACCAAGUCUCAUGCCCACGGUGCACCUUCCCGAGGGCAGGAUGUCGGCGGGGUGCCGUCGCGUUCUACUAUCUCUAACCUGGACGCCUCUGAUGACGGCGAGCGUCGGCGAUUCAACCCUGUGGUGACGGUAUACAUACCUCUGUCGCCGGUGUCCUCUCCACCGAAGCUCGACGAUCCUGCCAGCCUCCGCGCCAGAGCUUCACUCCCGUCGCCCCCGCCCUCGGACCCCAUUCUCGAGACUGAUGCCGACGACCGUGGCACCGGAGGCCCACGCAUUCGCCAUGAACCGUACAAGAUCAGAUACGCCGGUAUGAAGAGGAGAAUUGCUGAGCGCAGGCGGGCUUCGACGCAGCUAUGGGAUCGCUUAGGUCUGCCCAGCUGCGGCGUCGUCUUCCAGGAUCCUCCUAGUAGCCCGGCUUCUUCCCAAACCAACGUGUCGCGGCGCGACUCGAAACCUGAACAGAAAGUGCUCGAACUGCCUAUAUGCGUCUGGAACCCAGCCGACUCUACAUCUGCUUGAAGUCCCGUGUCUUUCCCUCGUCGAACUGCUUCCCUUAUCGGUCUGCAUCGUAUCGCAACGUCUUUCCGACUCAACACCUGUCCCUGCUGCUUGAAACUUCGGUCGGAUCAACUUUUCGAGGUCAACCGCCUUGUCGUCGUUUUGUAAUGCUUUACCGUGUCAAUACCCGUCCUGUACGUUCGCUAGCAA